This is a messenger RNA of Centropristis striata (black sea bass), 4174 nucleotides long. RefSeq names its product rho GTPase-activating protein 20-like. Gene Ontology annotation, biological process: regulation of Rho protein signal transduction; signal transduction. Bases 252 to 3650 code for a protein of 1132 amino acids. NCBI's taxonomy places the organism in Eukaryota, Metazoa, Chordata, Actinopteri, Perciformes, Serranidae. The transcript is spliced from 15 exons. Gene Ontology annotation, molecular function: GTPase activator activity. The record is from RefSeq and is a predicted model, not a curated record.
UCAUUUGUUUCGUCCUCUUGGUUUUGGCAACAUUAGAGUGAGAUGAGGCGGACCGGAGUCUCCGCGCUCAGACACACAGAGACACAGAGAGAGGAGUAUAGGCUUCACCUCGUCCUCCUCAUCUCCGGAUCAAAACUCUCCAUCAUGGAUUGUCGUGCUCUUAUCUUUGCUGGAUAAACUUUGGACUUAACGCUCGUUAUCAUGGGAAUAUACUGCCUGCGCGCGUGGCCCCGUGGAUCUAUACAGCCUUGAUGGAAACCAUGUCACCACAGCAGGGGACCAUGGGACAGAACAGGUCCGACUCUCUGACCGGAGAGAGCAAGGCGCUCCCCGACAACAAAAAGAAGAUGAAGACCUUGGCUCAGAGACGACAGUCAGCUCCCUCGCUGGUCAUCAGCAAAGCACUUACCAGAUCGAGAAGCACAUCCAGGGAAAGCUGUCUGACGCCGGUCAGCCCAGAGUCUUGUCCCCUGGUCCAGGCCUUUCUGGCCGAGUGUCCACGCCGCCUUUUCCUGGGUCAUGUCCAAACGCAGUUAAAGACGGGCCUGCAGACCCAGGAGAGACACCUCUUCCUCUUCACGGACACAUUGCUAGUUGCCAAGGCCAAGUCUCCCACUCAUUUUAAAGUGAAGUCCCAAGUCCGAGUGUGUGAGAUGUGGACGGCCAGCUGCAUGGAGGAGGUGUGUGAGGGAAGCACCAACCCAGAGAGGAGCUUCGUCAUGGGCUGGCCCACCUGCAACUGCGUGGCUACCUUCAGCUCCGAGGAGCACAAAAACAAGUGGCUGGCGCUCAUCAAAAGUCGGAUAAUUGAGGGAAAAGAAAAGGAUGACCCCAAGACGAUUCCUCUGAAGAUAUUUGCAAAGGAUAUUGGAAAUUGUGCAUAUGCCAAGACGCUUGCGGUCAGCAACAUUGACAGCACCACUGAUGUCAUCCGCAUGGCUCUGCUGCAGUUUGGCAUCUCGGGGUGUGUUAAAGACCACAGGUUGUGGGUGAGCUCCAGUAAGGAUGACCCUCCAUACCCUCUCAUUGGCCAUGAGUUUCCCUUCAGCAUUAAGAUGAGCCACAUACGGGAUGGUGGGACCAGUGGAGGAGGACUGGGAGGAGGGAGGGACCCAGCUAGUCCCACAGACUGUCCAGGGGUGCUGCUGCUGGACCAGUGUCUGCCUCCGGACACCCAGUGCCAGUUCAUCCUCAAACCCAGCAAGGUCGCCCCGGGACAGACUCCACUCAUAGAGCCUGGUCAGCAGAAGUCCUUUAAGAGGAAGAGAUCUUUGAUCAACUGGCCUUUCUGGAGAGGCUCCAACACGCAGCUGGACGGCAUGCCCCUGUCCCCGAUCGCGCUCUCCCCCACUCAGGGACGGCUGUUCGGACGACCCCUGAGCUCCGUCUGCUCUCCAGAACAUGGCCUGCCCAAGCCCGUCAUGGAAAUGCUGGUGUUCCUGUACCUGGAGGGGCCGUACACCAGGGGCGUCUUCAGGCGCUCUGCUGGGGCCAAAGCCUGCCGGGAGCUUCGGGACCGACUGGACAGCGGAACAGACGACCCGGAGAUCACACACCAGUCUGUGUUCGUCAUCGCUGCCGUCCUCAAGGACUUCUUGCGAAAUGUCCCGGGCAGCGUGCUGAGUGUUGACCUGUAUGAGCAGUGGAUGGACGUGAUGGAAGGAGACGGAGGGGACGAGAGGACACAAUCUGUCCAGAGGUUGCUCCACCUCCUGCCCAGUGACAACCUGCUCCUGCUGCGACAUGUGAUCGCCGUGCUGCACUGUAUCCAAGGCAACGCCCACGACAACCAGAUGAACGCCUUCAACCUGUCUGUCUGCAUCGCUCCCAGCAUGCUUUGGGCUCCGGCGCCGACCACCCCCGAGAUGGAGGGAGAGGGCACCAAGAAGGUGUGUGAGCUCGUCCGAUUCCUCAUCGAGAACUGCAGCAGCGUGCUGGGAGAAGACGUAACCUUGCUGUUCAGGAGCUUCAGCCAGAAGAGCAGCAGCAGCGACCAUGGAUCAGAUGCGUCGUCCUUCCAGAUGAACGACUCGUCCUACGACAGUCUGGAGAACGAGCUGAAUGACGACCCCGAGUCUCCGUUCCAGGAGCAGCUCCCGCUGCGUGACAAGGACAAGCCGGACAGCCGCAGCCGCGACUCCGUCAUCACACUCAGCGACUGCGACCCUGAUCCCGACCAGGAGAACGAUCUCCUGCUGCAGCUCCCCCCGCUGGCCAGACCCAGGAGGUUCAACCCCGCGCUUCGACAGCCUCGCACCCGCCAGACCAACGGUCAGUCGCAGGGUCCCAGGAGGCUGCGGAGGAGCUCCGAGCCCGCCUUGGCCCUGACAGGCACGCCACCCAUGGGCAUGGUGAUGGUCCACGCUGAUAACCACCACCUGCCGGUAAGAAAGGCGAGCUAUGAUGCCGCCAUGGAGGGUGAGAGGGGAGAGGACGAGGUGUUUCUGGAGCGGGAGCUGAGCCAGCUGCAGCUAAAGGAGGAGGAGGAGGACGGAUGUGAGAAAGGAGGAGCCAAAGUCCAAAAUGGCGGGCGGAGGAAGAUGAAGCACGCUCCCCCGCCUCCGCUGCGGCUGGAUGCCAGCUGCUCCAGCCUGUCGUCACCUGCGACCUCGCCCACAGGCUCCUCCCUCAGCUCGUUAGACUCCGCCUUCUCACAGUACUCUACAGACUACGCCACCAACGGGGCGAUUUCGUUGGCUGAGCCCGCUCCUCUCUCCCCUCUCUUUCCUGGGCGACCCCAGCUGUCACCCAGAGACUCUCCCCCUCAGAGAGAAGCCCCGCCCAUUUGGCCACAGCCCGGCCAGGUGCCUCGGAGCAGCCAAACCCCGCCUCACGGCCUCCACCCUAACACGUGGCUCAAGAAGGACCGCCGCCUGUCACUGAGGCAGACUGAUAACGGACAUUCAGAGGAGGAAAUGCCUUCACUGAACGGGAAAUCAAACCAGACCAGUAACAGUGUUACGACCUCUGUCAGCACUCAGGAGGGCGUGGUGACGAACCAGCGGCGGUCGAGCAGCCCGCCGUCCUACCAGCAGGCUCUCCUGCAGCUGCAGCGCAGCCGCUCCCCGUUCUACAAGGGGACAGAGAAACCUCUGACGGUCCGGGAGCUAAGGCAGCUCCAUGACCAGACCUGCACCUACAGCCCCAAAGCUCACACAGGAAGUGAGGUCACACAUCGGCUGGCGAGAAACGAGUGCGUGCAGCCACCGCAGGGGGUUUUCUUUGGACAGAACGCCACGACUCUGGUCCUCCAGAGGCAGAAGUCCCACUCUCUAACUCCGACUGUGGAUGGACAAAACAGGCAGAGGACCCUUCCCCGCCGAGCUUCCGAACCGAACUCUAACCACUCCUCCACCCUGGACAGACUCCGCCCCCCUAAAGCUCAGCCCCAGGACGGCGGCCUGAGAGUGUCAGAGGUGGAACCCAACCACGCCGAGCCACGCUUCUGCCUGUCUCCCUCCGCCACCCGGGCUGUCAGGGACUACUUCUCCUCGCAGGGGCAGGAGGAUGCAGACGCCUGCCUGCGGAGGAGUCAGGAGGUGGCGCUGGCCAUCGUGCAGGGGAAGCGGGAGUGGCAGAACCGGCGCUGCAGUGACCCGCGAGUCGACGACUUCGACCAGCUAUUUUUUGCAGAAGAGUCGUACGUGUAAAUAAGAUUCUGUGUACAGACAAACUGUGGAUGAGAGACUCAUUUUUAUCUUCAACAUUCUGUGUAAACAGUCCUGUCUUCAUGUGAUAAAAUUCCCCUAUAUUCACCUUUUUUCCUCUUGGCAGCAGCAGGCAUCCCAAAACAGAAAGGUGAUGCAGUUUACUGUGAUGGUACAGCAAAGGUUAUAGAUUUUAAAAGGUACAGAUGAACUUCCUGCUUCCACAUUUCACCUCCAUGUGAUAGUUAUCCUUCAUAAAAUUCAACAAAAAUCUGACAAACUACAGCAAAAGGUUUGAAGUAGUUUGUUAUAAUUCACAGUAUUUUAAAGUGUUUUCAUGUAUUUGACAAGAAGUUUGUUCCUUAAAUAUUGAUUGAAUAGUGAUUCUGUAAACAAUUACAGAGAAAUUGUGCAGGAAAAAGUCAAUUAAAUUUGACUUUUUAGAUCCCUAAACAAUCAUUAAAGCUGCUGUUAAAACAUUUUAAAGUUUGAGCCAAAAUCUGCCUCCUCUGAGAAAUUGUUUUCUC